This is a messenger RNA of Pseudopodoces humilis (Tibetan ground-tit), 2220 nucleotides long. NCBI's taxonomy places the organism in Eukaryota, Metazoa, Chordata, Aves, Passeriformes, Paridae. The record is from RefSeq and is a predicted model, not a curated record.
AUGGGGACGGGCCCUGCCUGGCAACGGCGCUCAUUAAGGAGCAGCGUUAAUUACGGGCCGCGGGUGCUGAAGCUCUGCUCGGCCGUGCUGGAGGCCGGGCGGGUUCUGGAAGGUUCCAGCCGCGCCUUCGCCGCGGGGCUCCGGGAGCUCGCGGGGACCCCCCGGGGGGACCCCCUGGUGCGGGAGGCCCUGGAGAAGUUCUGUGACUCCCUGGAGCAGAUGAUGGACAGCCACGAGGAGCUGCGGAGCUGCACCCAGAGCGCCCUGAGGAGGCACCUGCAGCCCCUGCGCGAGGCUCUCCGGGGGCUGCGCUCUGCGGGCCGUGAGCGGGCGCGUUCGGCCGAGCUCCUGCAGGGGGCGCUGCAGCACCACGCCGAGGUCCCGCGGCGCCGCCCCCUGGAGGCGCAGGAGGCGGCGGCGGCGCUGGGCGGGGCCAGGGGCGUGGCCAGAGCCAGGGGGCUGGACUAUGUGCUGCAGCUCAACGUGGUGCAGGACAGGAAGAAAACGGAAAUUCUGCAAUUUGUGCUGUCGCUGUUGGAGGCUCAGGCCGCGUUCCUGAGCCGCGGCCACCAGGGGGCGACAGCGACCCGCGACUACCGGGGACAGCUGGGGGCGCAGGUGGGUAUUUGGGGAGGGGUGCUGUCGCUGUUGGAGGCUCAGGCCGCGUUCCUGAGCCGCGGCCACCAGGGGGCGACAGCGACCCGCGACUACCGGGGACAGCUGGGGGCGCAGGUGGAGCGGGCGGAGCUGGAGGGGGCGCGGCGCCAGCGGGACCUGGAGCAGCGGCACCGCCUCCUGAUGCAGCAGGACCUAUCACAGGAUGAGGUGGGCGGGGCCGCGGGGGAGGCGGGGCCUCGGGCCCCGCCCAUGGAGGGUUACCUGUACAAGAGAGCCAGCAACGCCUUCCGCACCUGGAGCAGGCGCUGGUUCUUCAUCCAGAGCAACCAACUGCUGUACCUGAAACGGGCCCGGGACCCCCCCACGGUGGUGGUGGAGGAUCUGAGGCUCUGCACCGUCAAACCCUGCCCCGACCUCGAGCGCCGCUUCUGCUUCGAGGUCGUCUCCCCGUCCAAGAGCUGCGUCCUGCAGGCGGAUUCGGGGGGGGGGCAGCGGCGUUGGGUCAGCGCCGUCCAGAGCGGAAUCGCCUGCGCCUACGGCCAGAGCGCCCCGGGGCAGCCCCCCGAGAGGUCCCGGGGGGUCUCGGGGCCCCCCCCGGAGCCCCCCCCGGUUUUGGGGGCGGUUUUGGGGCUGGAGGGGAACGGGAGCUGCUGCGACUGCCGGGACCCCUCCCCACAAUGGGCCAGCGUCAACCUGGGCAUCACCCUGUGCAUCCAGUGCUCGGGGAUCCACAGGUUGGAUUUUGUGGUUCCCGGGGAACUGAUGUGUGCCCUGGGGAACCGAGCCCUGAACGGGAUCUACGAGGCUCGGGUGGAGGAGAUGGGGGUCAAGAGACCCCCCCCGGGCUGCUCGCGGGCCCAGCGCGAGAGUUGGAUCCGGGCCAAGUACGUGGAGAAGAAAUUCCUGCGGGGAUUCCCCGGCCACGCCCCCCGGCCACGCCCCCCGCGCCAGGGCCACGCCCCCCAGCCCGGCCCCGCCCCCCGAGGGGGCCCCACACAAGAGCCGGGUGACCCCGAGGCCGCCCCCUGCCUGCACCCCGGGGCUCUGCUGUUCUGGGCCGCCCGGCGCCGCCGCUUGCCCACCAUGGCCGACGCGCUGGCCCACGGCGCCGACCCCGGCUGGGUCAACGCCGCCGAGGACAACCGCACCCCGCUGCUGGAGGCGGUGGCCGUGAAUUCCCUGCUGGCCUGCGAGUUCCUGCUGCAGAACGGAGCCAGCGUCAACCAGAGCGACAGCCGCGGGCGGGGGCCGCUGCACCACGCCACCAUGCUGGGACACACCGGCCUGGCCUGCCUGUUCCUGAAGCGGGGGGCCGACGUCAACGCGGUGGACGCGGACGGGAGGGACCCCCUGACCAUCGCCAUGGACUUGGCCAACGCCGACAUCGUCACCCUGCUGCGAUUGGCCAAGAUGAGAGAGCUGGAGGUGAUUUUGGGGCCGAUCCCCGGAUUUUGGGGUCCCAAUUUUGUCGCCCCGCCCCCAGGUGACGACACCUACCUCGACAUCUUCCGCGACAUCUCCCUGAUGGCCUCGGACCACCCCGAGAAGCUCGCCCGGGCCCCUCCCCCCAAGCACUCCACCCUUUAGCCCCGCCCCCUCGGC